This is a messenger RNA of Polyodon spathula (Mississippi paddlefish), 2027 nucleotides long. RefSeq names its product digestive cysteine proteinase 1-like. The transcript has 10 exons. The annotation marks the transcript as partial. Gene Ontology annotation, biological process: immune response. Gene Ontology annotation, cellular component: lysosome. Gene Ontology annotation, molecular function: cysteine-type endopeptidase activity. The record is from RefSeq and is a predicted model, not a curated record. Lineage: Eukaryota; Metazoa; Chordata; Actinopteri; Acipenseriformes; Polyodontidae.
CUUGUUGAUCUUCCCUUAGUGCUGCUGGAAGGCAAGCCUGUGGCAAAGGCUCCUGACUUCGGCGCUGUUUACCACGUCUCUGGAGUGAUCUCGCUGCCCUACGCGGAGAUCCAGGAGCCCUUUGAAGCCUGGUACAACCUGACUGGAGGGGUCAGCCGCAUCAGCUACUACCAUGGCCAAGUUCAGACGUACCAGUUUGGCUUUGAGAAGCCGGCCGGCUGCAGCUACAAGCUCACCCCCGAGACCAGCGAGACCGAGGUCAACGUCAUCAAGUGCUUCCAGGUCAAUGGCACCAAGGCUGACCCCGUGCUGCCCCAGAGCGUGCUCCCCAGUCUGGAGGGGUUCCAGCUGGUCAGGGAGGAGUACUUCCGCGGGCAGCUGUGCGAGGUGUGGCAGAACGUGACUCUGGAGGGCAAGAAGAAGAACACGUACACGCUGUGGGUGAGCAGUGCGGCAGUGCCGCUGCACUAUGAGAUGCGUGGCUACAACACCCUGCUGGGGUCCCACUAUGACAAGUACGAGGUGGAUUACAGUGACUUCUCGCUGCACCCCGACCCCCACGCCUUCUCACUGCCUGACGGUCUGCAGUGCACUGGGUUCCCCGGGCCAGGGGUGGAGCACAGGGUCCUGGCCAAUCCCAUGCAGGACUUUGUAAGCCCCUACCAGGAGGACCGUGCCCAUCGGCUUUUUGGACACUUCCGCGACAGAUUCCAGCGUCGCUAUGGAGACGAGGAGCACGAGACGCGCAAGCAUGCCUUUGUCCACAAUCUCAGGUACAUCCACUCCAUGAACCGAGCCCAUCUGCCCUUCCAGCUGGCAGUGAACCACCUGAGUGACCGCACAGCCCAGGAGCUGGCCUCCCUGAGGGGCCGCAAGGGCAGGAAGACCCCCAACAAGGGACUGCCCUUCCCCCACGAGCACUACCAAUCCGUCCUGCUGCCCGAGAGCAUCGACUGGAGACUGUACGGCGCAGUGACUCCUGUGAAGGACCAGGCUAUCUGCGGGUCCUGCUGGAGUUAUGCCACAACUGGAGCACUAGAGGGUGCUCUCUUCUUGAAGACUGGUUUGCAGGUGGUCCUGUCCCAGCAGAUGCUGGUGGAUUGCACCUGGGGCUUUGGGAACAAUGGCUGUGAUGGGGGAGAGGAGUGGAGAGCCUACGAGUGGGUGAUGAAGCAUGGGGGCAUCGCCACUGCAGAAUCCUACGGGCCGUACCUGGGACAGAACGGGUUUUGCCACUACAACCAGUCCCAGCUCACAGCCAAGGUGAAGAGCUAUACCAAUGUGACCUCUGGCGACCUGGAGGCUCUCAAACUGGCCAUCUUCAAGAAUGGGCCGGUGGCGGUGAGCAUCGAUGCGGCGCACAAGUCCUUCCUGUUCUACAGCAGCGGGGUGUACUACGAGCCCCAGUGUGGUAACACUGUGAAUGACCUUGACCAUGCAGUGCUUGCAGUUGGCUAUGGCGUCCUGAAGGGGGAGCCCUAUUGGCUGGUUAAAAACUCCUGGUCUACUUACUGGGGCAAUGACGGCUAUGUGCUGAUGUCCAUGAAGGAUAACAACUGCGGCGUGGCGACUGACGCCACAUACGUGACCCUGGAGUGAAACCACGCGUGUGUAGAAUCAACAUGUUUAAUUAUGGAGAAACAAGUCAAAUGAAUCAUGAUGCUUAAUACCUCCUUUUUAAUGUAUAAUUCAGAAAGCUUAAUUAAAGGGACUCCCUGCUCCUCCACAAUCUUUUAUAAUAAACACUUUACAGAAAAUGCUGCUUACUUUUGAACGUCCCUGUAAAGUUUAAGAACGUGCCUGUGAUCCUAUGAUGCUGGCCCUUUCUGCAGUGUUCUGACCUUGCUAAUGGUUCACCGCGGGGCUGGGUCACAGUGACUCUGGGUUUGCAGUACGGGUCCCAGCAGUGUGAAGAGAGUCUGAAUCUUUAAUGCUAAAAUGUCUGAUGGCAGUCUCUGCCCCUAAUAGCUUUGUAAUGAGGUUUGUGUUCUGCAGAACUUAAUAAAAAAAUUAAAUGUUUAUUUAAA